Molecule: messenger RNA, 7674 nt
Organism: Dinoponera quadriceps
Lineage: Eukaryota; Metazoa; Arthropoda; Insecta; Hymenoptera; Formicidae
Gene: klu
Product: early growth response protein 1
Exons: 3
Coding region: 1-1782 (593 amino acids)
Biological process (GO): regulation of transcription by RNA polymerase II
Molecular function (GO): RNA polymerase II cis-regulatory region sequence-specific DNA binding; DNA-binding transcription factor activity
Source: RefSeq, a predicted model, not a curated record
AUGCGCUCGGACGAGAAUGGACAAGCUAUCGCCGCUGACAUCAACAACAUCCCCGAGAUGAUAGGCACCCCACUACCGACCAGCACCAGCAGCACUAUCCCACCGAGAAGCCGGAAGAGCUUCGCUCGCGCGUUCAUUUCUCAAGAUAUUUUCGAGCGCGAGAAUCGUUUAAGCGACAGACGAGAUCCUAAGGACGAAGUGGGAGGUAGCACGGUGGUAGUCGAGGGUGUCGUAGGUGGCAUAAGGGGCCCAGGCGGCGGGUGCCGCGCAUCCUCGAUGACGAUGGCCGAGAGCGCCGUGGAGGACGCCGCAGCCGCGCCCCCGGGUCCGGCCAAGCCGCCACCGCCGUCCUGUACGAACAACAACACCCUCGCGGCGACGGCCAACCGCAACCACCGGAACCCGCGCAAGAAGCGGAGGCGGCUCGAGCAGGUGGUGGACACGCUGCAGGCCCACCGGAGCUCACCGUCCGAAGGCGAGGUGCUCAAGUUCGAAGGCAGCGCACCCGCGUCCGAGGAGGAGGACGUCUUCGGCUCGCCCAGGUCGUCGUCCUCGCGGUCGGCCGCGGAUACCACUUCCAUGAUGAUCGGCCAGUUGUCCCUGAGGCUGAAGGACGCGGAGUCGGUCACGUCGACGGAGGAGGAUCCGGUGAACGAGAGCGGCUCGCAACACCACCACCACCACCGAUCGUACCGUUACUCGUACCACCAUCACCACCACCGACACCCGCGUUACUCGCCCUACCAAAACAACCACCGGUUGUCGGCGCCGAAGUAUCCCGACUGCGUGUGCGCCCAGUGCUCGUCGCAGUCCCUCACGUCGAUGAUGCUGCCGUCGGCCACGUCGCUGCAGACGCCGAUGUCGCGACCCGGUUUCUCGUCCUACGGCAUAUGCGGCGCCUACAGCAGCAUAUUCGAGCAGUACAUGAACAGCAAGUACCUGUCGUCGGGCGACACCUUCCGCGGCCGCAGUCACUCCGACUCGGACCUCGUGCCCAGGUGGGGGGACGAGAGGGUGCCCGCCUCGUCCACCUCGUCCGUCGUCGGACGCAGCGGCUCCCUCGAGAGCGACGGCACCAGCCCGCAGGAGUCGCCGUUGGACCUCUCCAUGAAGAACCUGAUGCAGUCGGCGGCCGCGGCCUCCGCUAGGUCGCCGGCGCUCCAGCUCUUGCCGCCCGGCAUCGUGACGCGAGGCUCGGUCAGCGUGCCGGUGGUCAGGGGCGACGUCGCCUCGCCGACCACCAAGGAGACCGUCGCGGUGCGGUACAACCUGGAGGUGUUGCCGGUCGUCGAGGAGAUGGCUCCGGGCGCGGACGUGGCUUACGUGUGCCCCGAGUGCGGACAGAUGUUCAGUCUUCACGAUCGCCUGGCGAAACACAUGGCGUCCAGGCAUCGCAGGCAAGGCCUUCACGACGCGUCCGCCAAGGCGUACCUCUGCGACGUCUGUCAGAGGAGCUUCGCCCGGUCGGACAUGCUCACGAGGCACAUGAGACUCCACACGGGUGUCAAGCCGUAUACCUGCCGGGUCUGCCGGCAGGUGUUCAGCAGAUCCGACCACCUCAGCACUCAUCAGCGAACCCACACCGGCGAGAAACCGUACAAAUGCCCGCAAUGCGCCUACGCAGCCUGUCGCAGGGACAUGAUCACCAGGCAUCUCAAGACUCACAAUAGGUGCGCCGAGGGGCCCACUCCGAAGACCGAGCCCGGUCUGCUCGCCGGCGAGGAGUGCCCCGCCUUUGGCCAGAGCAUGGCCGCGCCCUCGGCGGUCAUCAAGGCCGAAUGACGACGGCCGGCCGGAUGACCCUGGCUCUACUUCAACUCGAGAUCCCAGCGAGGACGUCGCGGUAAGGUCGAUCGGCCUCGAUCGAGCCAUCGCGGUAACGCUGCGAGGGAACGAACCGGACGUUAGGAAUUCGCUUCGCGUGGGACGGAUCGGCGGACGGGGAUUUCUCUCGCUGUCGAAAUUCGUGGGAUCCCUGGGGUAGUUAGUGGUGACUCCGAAACUCGGGAAUAUCGAGGGACGAUGCGCGUAAGAAUACGCGAAUCCAGUUUCGCUCUUUCGCUGCGACGCGAACGCAUGUGUUUUGCUGUCUUCCUUCUGAACAAUUACACGUGUUCACUGAGCGUCGUCAACGUGUUUGGAUAUCUGUGCCUCACGAUUGUCGAUUAUUGCCGUUGACGAGAAAAUGACAAUGUUACAAAUAUUUUCUUGCUUUACACGUGGAAAAUUUAUAUUUUACGUUGUAUACAUAUUUCCGAGUAGCUAUUUCUGAAUGCAAAUAUCUCGGAAUAAUAUUUGAAACAUCCUUGUCCUUCCUCGAUUAAUCGACAACCGUGAUAGACGAAUUAUUCCUGACGUGAUACACACGAUUUCUAAACAUUUCUGAAAGUCAUCGGACUGACGCUUGGUGCGCACGUGUGUAAAAUGAUUGAUAUUCUGUUGCUUAUGACGUGUUCCAACAUCAAAACACCUAGUCGAACUAAGAGACUUCGAUCUCAAAGCGGAACUCUUGCGUUUCGCGCUUUCGAUUAUCUCUCACAUCCGUCAAUUUGUUUUCCGUUCUCGCCAGCGAAAAAGUGAAAUUUGCGAUGUCGCAUUCUUCGUGAAAAACGUGCGGACGCAAAUGGAAAAAGUUGAACUCCCGUAAGUAUUAUAUCGUAUUAUUUAUGAAAAGAAAGAAGAAGAAAAAAUAGAAACAAUUGAUUUCUCGUCCGACAAUCCUCCAGAUCUCCUAGGGAUUAUCUCUUCGUUAUCGCCGACAAACAGCGAGCAGCGUUGAACAGUAUUAUUGUACUCCUUUGAGCCCCGUCACCGCUUGAUUCCGCUUCCGCGACUCGCGUACUCUUAUCAGCCGAGAUUCGCAAACGAAUUUAUCAUGACAUUCGUAUGUAUCACGACCGGAGCGGUCGGUCGUAGAACGGUCCGGCAACAGCGUCGUUCUUCAAAAAUACGCUCCGUCGUGACGUCCGACGAAUAUCGAUUUCGACAAAAAUCGAAAAUUCAAAUCAUCAAUUAACCGGCGAGUUUUCUCGCUGCCGUUCUAUACUCUUUUCGCUCUCACUUGAACUUCUUUCCUUUCUCGUCGCUACUGGUUUACGCCUUGAUACGUAGUAAUGACGUAUAGCACCGUCGACGGCUGUUCUCGGACAUUCCACGACCGUUGUUGUUGCAAAAAGUAUAUACAUAUCGCCAGCUGGCUUCUCUUAUCUUCCGUUCUCUCGUUCACGAUGCAUAAAGUUAAGGCACACAAGGCGAAAAAGUAAAGCAUUCCGGCCGCGCGAAGGAUACGUGGAAGCGGUGCUUACGGCUCGGCGCCGGAGCCGAAUCGUGCUUUACCGCGCUCGCUACGACCUGUCCAGCGAACCUGUGUACAUAAUCGAUCGUAUCGCGCGUUAUCUCCUCCCCGGGACUUCCCUUCGACGUUAACCGCGGAGAGAGAGAGAGCACCGGAACGUUGGCGACGCGAACACACGUGCCAAAACUUCGGACACGCGGUCUUCACGCGCGUGUUCACCCUCCGCCCCUUACCCUCCGGCGUCAUCCGGCGAAAUAAUCCUAAAUUCGCACAUUGGGACCUCUCUGCUAGUGAACGCGGAGUAUCCGUCGUGGAUUUCUCCUCGUCUCUUCGCUGCUUUCCGCGCGGUUCGGAGGAACGCGCGCGUUCGAUUCAUCAAGCUCGCGGUUCUAAUAGGAUGUAAAUAAUAAUCGGCGACACGUUUAAACGUUCUUAUUUUACAUAUUUAAAUACGCGUAUAUUUUGUAUGUCGCGUGUAUUUCGAUCGAGUGUGUUUUGCAUAUACUUAAUAUGCGCGUGUUCCGCUAAUAAUGUUAAAACGAGAAUAAAAGAUCGUAUUAACUUACGCGCGCCGAAGACACUGCGAGAGAGAGAGAGGGAGAGAGAAAGAUCGCGCAAACGGGCCCCGUAGAUCCCGGUGUGCGGUUUGCACGGUGUUGUGACUCUCAGAGAGAACAAAUAUCCUCCGUCAGUCGAGCCCAAUUCGCGUUACGGAGAAACAUUAUUGGCGACGUGCGCGAAUGUGAUAUAGCGACUUCGCCCUGGUGAAACACGGCGGCAGGCGAGACAUUGAUUAUUCAGGACCAAGUGGAGCGACGCGAGGGAUCGCUCCUCUCGUCGAGCUUAUUUACCGCCAAUAGUUUUCUCAACGUGUCCAUAUCAGUAAGUAGCGAGUCGCCAUUGGUAGCCUCGUCGAUUCGCCCGAAACCUCUGCUCAAGUUGUUGUUACUUGAAAGUAAAAAAAAAAAAGAAAGAAUUGUUGAGACGACUCUUUCCCUGAAGAGGAGAGUCGAAAGAACCUUCGCGAAGCGGCGAUGUAUUAAUAGUUUUGUAAAUGUGAUCGCUCUCGGUCAUCCCGUCGCGGCUUCCCCGUCAGUACGGAAUCGGGAAAGUCGACCGAUCGCGACGAUGAACGGACGGAGGGUGAUAAACGGAAAAUAAGAAAGAGGAAACAUAACCGUACCUGCAGUGAAAGAGAGAGAGAGAGAGAGAGAGAGAGGGAGAGAAAGAAAAAAAAAAAAAGAAGGUAACUCGACGUUAAAGCAUAAUAAAGCGUAUAGAGGUAACGUUAAUUAGUGAGUAACAUUAUUGAUACUAUUAUUGCGUUUUCUAUUAUUGUAACUAUUAUGAUUGUAAUUAUUCGCGCCGCACGCCGUAGGGGAGAGAAGAUAAAAUGAUAUUUUUUUAUACACACACGCGCACUCAUAGAGAGCAACUUUAUAAAAGGCAUCGAUCGAUUCGCCAAGCUCGAUUGAAAAAAUUGCGACGUCUCGCCCCCGAAAUUGAUGCUAAUUAAUCGGUGCCGAUUCGUUAUCGAGAAACGAAUGUCGAAGUGACGACUCGGUGUCGCUCUCACUCACGGGAGAGUGUCUCGGGAGAGACACCGCGAUCGCGCGAGCGAUACGAUAUCUUUGGGUCCUUCAGCGUUUUCCUGUGGGAAACGAGUAGAGUAAGCGAGCGGCGGCGGCCGUUGCGGCGCGAUUAAUCGGAACUGGUUGUGGUGCUUAAGCGAAGAAGGGCGAAUUCGACGGGUAUCUUUGCGCUGUGAAUCGACGAAGACAAUCCUUAAAGUAUACUCCGUUCGUGAUCUCCGCGCGGAUAAAGUCGUCGGGCCGAGCGAACGAACGAACGAACGGCGAAUCCGAGCACACGCUAAACGUCGCUCUAGCGUCGCCGAGCACGCGAAAUGUACGUUGCGACGCGUUAAUGGCAUAAUUUACCAAUGCUCCCUGCGCUAUCCCCGUCGUGAGUGUCGGUGGCAGAAGAAGGAGGUAAAUAAGGGCUGGCUGAAGAUUCGAGAGAUGAUAAGACCGCCGAUGGUAAAUAACGAUAAGCAUCGGGAAUUGGUGGAGCACGGCUCGGCGUAGGGAGAGCGUGUUGUAGCUGAAAGGUGCUCGCGUCACGACGCAACCGUACUCUCCUCUUGUUUUGUAAUAUUUAUAUUAGUACAAAUAAUGGGAAAUAUAUAUUCUCUGUCUUUCUUUCUCUCUCUCUCUCUCUUACUUCCCUUCUAUCUGUUUCUCCGUCUCAUCGAGUCGACGGCACGUUAUCGUCGCGCCACCAAGUUCCCGUUCGCUCGGCCCCGGCGAACAAGUUCGUCUCGUUUCGGAAACGUCAAUUCCACGAUAGUUUUACGAUAGUCAUAUGGUGACUCGCUGAACAGCACGCGCCGACAUGGUACUCGAGCUUAUUCAGCCUCGACCGUUUCGUCCUUAAUUCUCCUUACCCUAUACUCGCAUAUGUACUGGUUCCCGCCCACCCCUCCCUCCCUCCCAUGAGAUGUCUCCUAUUGCUCCUCGCCCGGAAAAAGAAGGUCGCGACGAGUUAUCAGCGCGCUGACAUCCUCGCGACCUGCGCAACAUGCGCGCACAUAGGUAUGUAUAUCUGUAUUUUUGUAUAUCGAGGUUUUUUCUAAUUACCUACCGAUUAUAAGCGUUUCCAGAGGAAUGGGACGAGUAAGUAGCUAUUAAGGAGAAAGUAUUGUCGCUCUCUGCUUGCCAUUUCACUUGCCCCCUCGAUCGAACGGUUGCUUCGAAAGCGGUAUGUCGAUACGGUGCGACGCACGAGGGAGGAUCGUCGAAUCAGAGAGAGAACAUCGUUUCGUCCUGCACUCGGUCGUGAUCGUGGAUGUAGAUCAUGAUCGACGCGUGGCAACGCGAUUGGCUGUCGUGCUACGAGCAUCUUUCGGUGAUUUUUUACUAAUCGCUCGAUGCCCCCGUGAAGAACAAAUUAGUGGGAUAUUUAAUAAUCGUAAUUAGCGCAGAGGUCGCGGAUAUAUGUACCUGAAAUCUCUCGCACAGAUCACAAUUCAAUAUUUUAGAUGGAGAUUUUUUUCGCUCUCGCGACGCACGUGUCGUAGAUUUAUAAAUUAUCUUAUUCAUUCGUCGUACGCUUUGAGGAAGCUGAAAAAUUGUUCGCUCGCGUCCAAAAGCGUUGCUUUAUCGUCAAUUUAUUCUUCGUUAAUUUUUCAAUAGUCGUUGCUGAUUUUUUUUUUUUUGAAUGCAAGGGAAAAGUAAUAAUUCCAAGGCAUGCAAUUAAUACUCAUAGGUUAAUAAUAUGAAUUCAUUUAUUUGUUUAGAAUGGAAAUUGAAUCGCUCAACUAUACGCAUAUUCCAGGCUCGCGGGCGGAAAGUAUCGAGUCGUGUAUUUGAGUCGUGCUAUUAAUUCAAGUGCCAUGCAGCGUUCGACGCGUCGAUCAUCUCGCGGACGCGUCCCUUUUUUGUUCUCUUUUUUAUUUUAUUUUUUUGCGUGGUUACAAGAGCGAGAGUAUCGGGACCUCUGACUUGGCGUUAUCCCUCGCACCGGAUUCAGCCUUAAACUGACAGAAUCUCUUGCGUAAUAAGUCCGUAGUAACUUAAGGUAAGGAAAAGAUGUGGGGAAAGAACGAAGACGUUCGAUGUGUCUUCGGGCAGUUAAGCGAUCGCCGUGCCAGACAACCUGUUCUUGUAAUUAUUAACAAGUAGCCAUUUGUACGACUAUUAUUAUUUCUAUUAUUAUUAUUAUUAAUAUUAUUAAUUAUUUUAUUAUAUUAUUAUUAAUAAUAUUAUUAUUAUCUCUCUAGAGUUACGUUGUUAAGUAAUUAAUCAUGUUUAAUGCUUCUAUUAUUUAUUUUGUUAUCCCGUUCAUGAGUCAAGCUUUCUACUUUCUCCUCGUCCGUUCUUUCCUCCCUUCCUCCCCCCGUUCUGUCCAACUCUCCGCCUUAUCCAUUCAUCCUAGCUGUUCCAUCCCGGAACCGGGAGAGAGAGAGAAAGAAAGAGAGAGGGAGGAGGUAAUUUUACACGUAGAUCGAAUGCAUUCACGGAUAGAGCUCGCCGUAACGCGAUGCUCGCGAUGUCCGCACAUCAUUUGCGCAUCUUUGACUCGAACGAAACCGAGAACAACUACUUCGAAUCUCAAGCUCAUCUCUCCUUCCUCCGUCCUACAUGGCACAGAAAAAGCUUGUCUCCGAAGAGAUUUUGAUCUCGCGACUCCCGAACGAAAGCAUCUUUUGUAACGAUAAAUAAAACACGAGAGAAUUUGUGUAAAUUAUUGAUGGUGGUGAUAAUGAUGGUCACGAUGAUAAUGAUGAUGAUAAUGAUGAUUGUGUACGUUAAUUUAUAAAUUAUGUUGUGUUUACGAUUCGUGCCAGAAUGGAAAAAAUAUAAUUUUUCAACGAAUCA